Gastrolobium bilobum is the source of this 1150-nucleotide messenger RNA. RefSeq names its product Golgi SNAP receptor complex member 1-2. Gene Ontology annotation, biological process: endoplasmic reticulum to Golgi vesicle-mediated transport; vesicle fusion. Gene Ontology annotation, cellular component: Golgi medial cisterna; cis-Golgi network; Golgi membrane. Gene Ontology annotation, molecular function: SNAP receptor activity. The coding region runs from base 167 to 934 and encodes 255 amino acids. The transcript has 6 exons. Lineage: Eukaryota; Viridiplantae; Streptophyta; Magnoliopsida; Fabales; Fabaceae. The record is from RefSeq and is a predicted model, not a curated record.
CCCGGUUGCAGUAAUUGGUAAGGUGUGCUGGCUGCAGACGAUCCUCCCUCCCUCUCCCUCCUUCUUCUCCACAAUCUGUUCUAUGAGCGAAUCAGAAAUCUCAGCUGCAAUAACCGAAACUCUUCAACCCCGUAGUUACUGAAAUCUCGACCCGAGAAAGAUCCGAAUGAGGGAUCCGAAUCUGGAGUUGCAGGAAUCGGGUUGGGAGGAACUGCGAAAGGAAGCGCGCAAGAUCGAGGGCGAUCUCGACGUCAAGCUUUCUUCAUACGCCAAGCUUGGCGCCAGGUUCACCCAAGGAGGUUCCUGGCAGUUCUCUAUGUUUAUGAGGAUAUGCCUUUCGUUAUUAGGUUAUGUGGAUGGUGGCUCACCAUCUCUUGGGUCCAGUAGGUCUUGGAAGUCCAUGGAAAUGGAAAUCCAAUCCUUGCUUGAGAAACUAUUGGACAUAAAUGAUUCAAUGAGUAGAUGUGCUGCAUCUGCUGGACCAGCUACUUCUGUCACUCAAAAGUUGGCUAGGCACAGAGAUAUUCUUCAUGAGUUUACCCAGGAAUUUAGACGUAUCAAGGGUAAUAUAAACUCAAUGAAGGAACAUGCAGAGCUUUUGAGUUCCGUCAGGGAUGAUAUUACUGACUUUAAGACAUCGGGUAGUAUGUCACCAAGAAAUCAGUUACUACGUGAGAGAGCUGCCAUCCAUGGAAGUAUAUCUCAUAUUGAUGAUGUGAUUAGUCAAGCUCAAGCAACAAGAUCUGUCUUGGGUUCUCAGAGAGCAUUGUUUGGUGAUGUUCAAGGAAAAGUGAAGCUUCUUGGCGACAAGUUCCCCAUUAUUCGUAGCGUGCUUGGUUCGAUAAGAAGGCGACGCUCAAGGGAUACCCUUAUUCUGUCAGCAGUAAUUGCUGCUUGUACGUUGUUUCUCAUCAUUUACUGGCUCUCAAAGUAACCAAAAUAUUUUAUAACAAAAAAAUUAUAAAUUAUGGUACUUUUCUCCAUUGAAUUUUUCUGCUUCUUUCUUUGCCUUUUUGUUUUUUGGGUGGGGGAAGAUUAUGCUUUUUUCAAUGCACAUUGCUCUAGGAGCCUCAUAUUGUAUGUCAGUUGUUGGCAAAAAAAAAUUAUGACUCUUAACGAAUUUUGAUAUAAAUCGAUCUCAAAUAGUAAA